Messenger RNA from Neofelis nebulosa (Clouded leopard), 806 nucleotides. It is a transcript of the gene CZIB, whose product is annotated as CXXC motif containing zinc binding protein. Gene Ontology annotation, molecular function: zinc ion binding. The transcript has 8 exons. The record is from RefSeq and is a predicted model, not a curated record. The coding region runs from base 141 to 623 and encodes 160 amino acids. NCBI's taxonomy places the organism in Eukaryota, Metazoa, Chordata, Mammalia, Carnivora, Felidae.
UGAAGACCCCGCCCUCCGCUCCGCCCCACGCACGCCGGAGGUCUGCACCCGGGUGCGCUGGCAGCGCCCACCGUUUACGACGGGCCGGAAAGUAGCGGCCGCAGCCAGUGCCGGGCCUGGUCGGGCCGAGCCGGGCCAGUAUGGGGAAAAUUGCGCUGCAGCUCAAAGCCACGCUGGAGAAUGUCACCAACCUCCGGCCCUUGGGCGAGGACUUCCGGUGGUACCUGAAGAUGAAAUGUGGCAACUGUGGUGAGAUUUCAGAGAAGUGGCAAUAUAUUCGGCUGAUGGACAGUGUGGCACUGAAGGGAGGUCGUGGCAGCGCCUCCAUGGUCCAGAAGUGCAAGCUGUGUGCAAGGGAAAACUCCAUCGAGAUUUUGAGCAGCACCAUCAAAUCUUACAAUGCUGAAGACAAUGAGAAGUUCAAGACAAUUGUAGAGUUUGAGUGUCGGGGCCUUGAACCAGUUGAUUUCCAGCCUCAGGCUGGGUUUGCUGCCGAGGGCGUGGAAUCGGGGACGGUCUUCAGUGAUAUUAAUCUUCAGGAGAAGGACUGGACUGACUAUGACGAAAAAGCUCAGGAAUCUGUGGGAAUCUACGAGGUCACCCACCAGUUUGUGAAGUGCUGAACCCUCUUCCUGCACACUUGCCUCAAAGAACUGAGAAGGGACAAUGUGCCCCAAGCAGCAGAGCCCACUGAGGCUAAUCCCCUCAUCCCCUGUCUGCUGGAAGCUGUCUGAGCCCUCACAGCCUGUAUGCUGGGCUCUGCCACAGCUUCUCAAGCAUCACCAAUAAAGCCGCUGUUUGUGCUA